Molecule: messenger RNA, 516 nt
Organism: Monopterus albus (swamp eel)
Lineage: Eukaryota; Metazoa; Chordata; Actinopteri; Synbranchiformes; Synbranchidae
Product: hemoglobin subunit alpha-like
Exons: 2
Biological process (GO): hydrogen peroxide catabolic process; oxygen transport
Cellular component (GO): hemoglobin complex; blood microparticle; haptoglobin-hemoglobin complex
Molecular function (GO): oxygen carrier activity; heme binding; oxygen binding
Source: RefSeq, a predicted model, not a curated record
AAUCUGCUCCAGUUUUUAACCAUUUUGUCAAUUUUAACCACUUAUUUCUUGUUUGCUUUAUAUCCUUUUAGGAUGCUGACUGCAGCCCCACAGACUAAGACCUACUUUGCCCACUGGGGGGACCUGUCUCCUAAUUCUGCGAAAGUGAAGGCACAUGGUGGAGUCAUCAUGAAUGCCGUGGGAAAAGCCGUCAAGGGUAUUGAUCAUCUGACCAGUACUCUGAGCAGCCUGAGUGACCUGCAUGCGCACCAGCUCCGAGUGGAUCCCGCCAACUUUAAGAUCCUGGCCCACAACAUCGAGUUGGUUCUGGCCAUGCACUUCCCCGGAGAAUUCACUCCACAGGUUCAGGUAGCCGUUGACAAGUUCCUGGACAACGUGGCCCUGGCUCUGUCUGAGAAGUACCGCUAAGUGCAGCAAGGCAGUGGCAUCGACUCUGCGUGUAGCGUGCCAUCCAGCAGUGUUAACAACCCUGUGAACAUGUAGGGGCUUGUUCAAUAAAGACAACCUUUAAAACGA